This is a messenger RNA of Puntigrus tetrazona (Sumatra barb), 3313 nucleotides long. It is a transcript of the gene flot2a, whose product is annotated as flotillin 2a. NCBI's taxonomy places the organism in Eukaryota, Metazoa, Chordata, Actinopteri, Cypriniformes, Cyprinidae. Gene Ontology annotation, cellular component: plasma membrane. The record is from RefSeq and is a predicted model, not a curated record. Gene Ontology annotation, biological process: protein localization to plasma membrane; regulation of myoblast differentiation. The coding region runs from base 177 to 1463 and encodes 428 amino acids. The transcript has 11 exons.
GGCGGUGACUAAGCGGUCCGAGCAGAAAACGGGAGGAAUAUGGUGUACUCAAGACUGCUUUGAGUGCCUUGCUUUUGUAUUUCUGUUUUCAAUACACAAUAUCGUCGUCUUUGGAAAAAAAACCCCAAGUAAUUUCACGUUUUGAAUAGCGUUUUAAAGCCGUCGGGCAGGAAAAUAUGGGGAAUUGCCACACGGUUGGACCAAACGAAGCCUUGGUGGUAUCAGGUGGCUGCUGUGGCUCUGAUGAGAAGAGCUAUACAGUGGGCGGUUGGGCCUGGGCAUGGUGGCUUAUCACAGACAUACAGAAACUCUCUCUGGAGAUAAUGACCAUCCUCUGUCGCUGUGAGAAUAUCGAAACAUCGGAGGGUGUCCCCUUGGAUGUGACAGGGGUCGCUCAGGUGAAGGUCAUGACUGACAAUGAGCUGCUGGGUUAUGCCUGUGAACAGUUCCUGGGCAAGACAGUGGCAGAGAUAAAAAGUGUCAUUCUGCAGACUCUGGAAGGUCACCUGCGCUCUAUUCUUGGGACUUUGACGGUGGAGCAGAUCUACCAGGAUAGGGAUCAGUUUGCCAAGCUGGUGAGGGAGGUAGCGGCACCUGAUGUGGGCAGGAUGGGCAUUGAGAUCCUAAGCUUUACUAUCAAGGAUGUGUACGAUAAGGUGGACUACUUGAGCUCCUUGGGGAAAUCCCAGACUGCUGCUGUUCAGAGAGACGCUGACAUUGGUGUGGCUGAAGCAGAGAGAGAUGCUGGAAUCAGGGAAGCAGAAUGUAAGAAGGAGAUGAUGGAUGUAAAAUUCCAAGCCGAUACAAGAAUGGCAGACUCAAAGAGAGAACUGGAGAUGCAGAAGGCGGCCUUCAAUCAAGAAGUCAACACAAAGAAAGCUGAGGCGCAGUUGGCCUAUGAGCUUCAGGCAGCCAAGGAGCAGCAGAAGAUCAGACUGGAGGAGAUUGAGAUCGAGGUGGUUCAGAGGAAGAAGCAGAUCUCCAUUGAGGAGAAAGAGAUCCUCAGGACAGAUAAAGAGCUGAUCGCCACCGUGAGGAGACCAGCUGAGGCUGAAGCCUACAAGAUGCAGCAGCUCGCAGAGGCAAAGAAGAUAAAGAAGGUGUUGACGGCACAGGCUGAAGCAGAGAAGAUCAAGCGUAUUGGAGAAGCAGAGGCCGGCUCCAUUGAGGCUGUGGGUAAAGCCGAAGCAGAGAAGAUGAGGCUCAAAGCUGAGGCCUAUCAGCAGUACGGGGAGGCUGCAAAGACUGCCCUCGUCCUGGAGGCCCUGCCAAAGAUUGCUGAGCAGGUGGCGGCCCCCUUGAGUCGUACCAACGAGAUUGUGAUCCUGAGCGGCGACGGUGGCCGUGUUACCGGGGAAGUGAAUCGUCUGUUGGCUGAACUACCUGUUUCUGUAAACGCCCUCACAGGGGUGGAUCUGUCCAAGAUCCCUUUGCUUCAGAAAAUGACCAAUCCUCAAGCUUGAACACACUCCUUCCACUCCGCUGCCUUUCUGACACUCCCACAUUGAUUGCCUUGAAAAGAAAUAAGAAACUCGAGCUGUAUUGUUUUUACAGAAAUGAGGAAUUGAUUUAUUGGAUUUUUUUUUAGACCCCUGGUGCCUUACCUCUGCAGGACCAGAAUCUCUGCAUGUGCUCUUGUUUUUGUCACUUAUAUCCUUUUUUUUUUUUUUUUUUUUUUUUUUUUUUUUUUUUUGUUGAAACAACAUACCUCAAUUAUAGUUAUUUUGUUAAUCGCAGAACUGUUUCAUAAAAUUCACCAGUAGGCAGCUUCAGGUGUGUGUGUCUGUGUGUAUGUAGUGAUUUAAAAGAUAAAGUAGUAUUUCCAUUUUAAUGGGUAGCUAAGGUUGUAUUCGGUUAUGUUUAUGCAAUGUAUGAAGUUAUAUAGAAGUAUAGCGUAGUAGAGCCAUUAGAUGUGUUACAGCAUGUUUAUUGGGUUGAUCAACUGGGCGUUCGAAAUCAUUCAUCAUUUUGAAGACAUUGCUCUUCAGGUCAAAUAGAGAACUGACUUUUAGUUUAUCUAACCAAUACAUUCAAACAAGAGUUUUGUUUGUAAACAUCUUUUUUUAAUGUUCAAACAGUAAACACUUUUGUUAAAAGUGGGAUGAAAACAAUGAAUUUUUUUGUAAACUUUUGCUUUUAGGGGUUGUAGGUCACAUCACACUGUUACUGUAUUCGUUCAAUUUAAAGCUACACCAUGUGAUUCAUAAUCAUAUCUGUAUGUAUAUUCUUUGAGAAUGUUAUAGUAAGUAGUGGUCCAAAUAAUUUUUUUACACCAAGCAAAAGCCAAAACACCCUGAAUUUAGCAGGAUUUUUAAAAUGAUCUUUAUUUUUUCAUUGCAGAAAACCUCUGAUAAUUUACCUCACCCAAUGUUUAUGCAGACGAUAAAGCUUUGGCUCUCUUCCAUUAGCUGCAAGUAAGAUUUUAGGACUGCAGCCAGAACCCAGUGCACUCUUAUCUACUGUUAAAUCGACAAAUUUGAUACUGUGCAUUAAGUUGAACAAUCUACCAUGUUCGUCGUUUCCUUGAAGAUGCUCUGUGCCGAGUUUAUCCCAUAUUAAAGAACUUCAGUUAUUUUUAAUUCAGUUAUGCAACUUGAUUUCUCUUCUUCCUCUUUAUGGUUUAACCGUAAUGUCAUGUGUAUUCUUUAUUCCUAAAGUCCUAAUUAUCGUCAUCCAGAUAAUGUGAGAGCUGUCAGGUUAUAUGUGAAUUUUAACUCCGCCUCAACUACUUUUUCCCCAUCGAACGUGACUAUAUUUUAGUUUUUUGUUGUCUUCAGCUUGUUAUGAAAAUACAAAUCAAUUUGCCAAAUGUCAGUAGGUCAAAAAGUAUAUCUGCAUUUAUUUUACAUUGCUGCUACAUCAUAAAUAAUUGGGUCUUUUGUUCAUUGGUAAUCAGAUGCCAAAUAUGUUUUUUGUUGUUUGUUUGUUUUUUACAGUACACUAUGGCAAAAGUAUUUGUGAAAGGAUAUUCUAUUUUCAUUCUUCAAAAUGACGUGCGUUUUUUUUUUCAGCUGGGAAAAAGGGAACUGUGCUUUUAAAAUGUAGCCAUCGUUUAUAAGAUGUUGCACACAUCAAAUCAACUUCAGGCUUUGAAAACUUUUCUAUGCUUAAUCUGAACUAACAAAAGCUGUUUCUGAGCGGAAUGUGUUUGUUCUAGAGUUCUGUGAUGUUUCCAUCACUAACAAUCACAUACUGAGAAUGUGUUAUAUAGCAGAGCAUAUAGUUAAUGCCUAUAACUUGUAGAAUGAAUAUACAAUAUAUGUAACGAAUAAGAAAUGUUUCUGAUCACAGUCAAUAAAUUUGUCUUGAUUUA